UGCUUAUCAUGAUUCCCAAUCUGAUAUCUCAAACUAAGUUUCCGGGCUGUUUCUUCCAUACACACCACACCAACUUUUCAUCUCCUUCUUCAUAAUUUUCUCUACUUAUAACAUUAUAAAAUCCCUUCGUCUUUCGAGUUUCCAAAAUAUUCCCGAGAGCUUUCGAAGAGUUUCAGUUUUCCGAGCAGUAAUGGCGACAGAAAGUGAGAUUGUAUUUGAAGAUUUUUUCCCGUCGAUGGUAGAGAAACUGGGUGCAGAAGGGUUCUUGAACGAGCUGUGUAAUGGGUUUCGCUUGUUGAUGGAUUCUGAGAAGGGAGUCGUUACAUUGGAUAGCUUGAAGAAGAAUUCUGCAGUUUUAGGGUUGCAUGGAAUGAACGACUCAGAUUUGAUUUGCAUGUUGAACGAAGGUGAUUUGGAUGGUGAUGGGUGUCUGAAUCAGAAGGAAUUUUGCGUUCUUAUGUUUAGAUUGAGUCCUGAUUUGAUGAAGAGAUCAAGAAUGUUGUUUAAGGUUUUUCUGUAAAUCAAUGAAUUUCAUGUUUAACAUAAAUUUCUAACUUAUUUUGUUUA
Molecule: messenger RNA, 567 nt
Organism: Olea europaea var. sylvestris
Lineage: Eukaryota; Viridiplantae; Streptophyta; Magnoliopsida; Lamiales; Oleaceae
Product: calcium-binding protein PBP1-like
Exons: 1
Coding region: 191-520 (109 amino acids)
Molecular function (GO): calcium ion binding
Source: RefSeq, a predicted model, not a curated record